AUGCCGUCUGGCGCCAGCAGCAGCGGUGGCGGCUUCGGCACUCCCACACGGCUGGGUGUGCAGUACUCCUCCGAUGAGGAGCGCAGCAUCUACGAGAAGGUGGCGACCAUCCACGGCUACACCUUCGAAGUGCCUCCGGUAAACCGCUUCCACAGCAAAACUGCAGAGUCCAAGUUUGUGCAGCUCACCGGCUCUAUGAAUCCGAAGUUUGAGGCGGAGCGCUUCGACAAUCUUCGUGAGCGUCUGCAGCAGGCGGACAAAAAAGGAAAGGACAGCUACCUGCAGGCCAUCGCCAUGCUCUACGCCGAGUUUCUUGGGAACAAUUUCUUGAAGGCUAAGGAUGCGGAUCUUGCGGAGCUGGAACGCUGCUUCUAUCCCUCGCACCUCCCCGCCUACGACGUGGCACUGCGAACUGUUGGACUCAAGAAGCCGCUGUGGUGGAAGCAAGGUUUUUUUGUACGUUUGGAGGACAUUUCGCGCCUUCCACUUUCUCAGUGCGACAUCAACAAACAAACCUCCAUGACCUUCGAGGAGUGGUACUGCCUGUUUUGGAACUACUACACACCCUUUAACACACUGGCGUAUCUUUUGAUGGUGACGGCACAGUCGUUGCUGCCCACGAGGGAGUUGGUUGAUAGCACCGCGGACUACAUUUCCCACCGUCACUCACUUAUUGAAGACCCGAAGGCGAAGAAGGCCCCCAUCUUGUUUCUUGGCUCCCGCACAGGGAAAUUGGGUGGCCUACUGAACCAAACAGGAAAAAUCCCUGUGCCUAUCAUUCAUGUACAUGAGAAACCCAACAUGAAUCCGUAUCUGCUUGUUAUACCACCCAAUAAACAAGAUGCAUUUAAACCACAUCCGAUCAUCAAAAUGAAGGCCCAAGCCGCACUAGAAAAAUAUGAACCUGCCAUUGUUUUGAUGUCUGACAUGACCAUGAACACGGAUCCCACCGCCAUGAUUCGACGGAUAGGAUCGGUAAGGGAGUACAUGUAUUUUGGUACACCCAACAGUUAUAUCGAGGGUCAUCCGUGGGAGACGUGGGGGAAUGCUAGAUACCGUGAAAAGGGUACGGAUCACAUUCCACCCUUCUUGCGGGAAAAUUGGAUGAAGCUUUCCCUGUCGCACCUCUCACGCUGGAUGAUUUACAAAACAGAUAGCGACAUGCAAAUGGGUAAUGGGGCAGUCACAACGUGGAUGCGGCGCCCGUUGAAGCCUUCUGCCAAGGACAUUUUCAGUUGGCGCCUCGCACGAUUUAAGCCGUUCUACUGA
Trypanosoma rangeli is the source of this 1269-nucleotide messenger RNA. RefSeq lists its product as uncharacterized. The transcript has a single exon. Bases 1 to 1269 code for a protein of 422 amino acids. Lineage: Eukaryota; Euglenozoa; Kinetoplastea; Trypanosomatida; Trypanosomatidae. The record is from RefSeq and is a predicted model, not a curated record.